AUGGCUGUCAAGAUGAUCGUUUUCGCCACAUGCUUGUCAUCCGCCCUGGCCCAAUACGUCGUACCGGCUUACCCAGCGGCGCCCACCGCCUACCACUUGUCACCCUCUUACCACGUGGCACCCGCUUACCAGGUAGCACCCCUUUAUGCCUCAGCACCUGCUUACCAAGUGGCACCCGCAAAGGCUUACGUACCGGUGGAACCCACCAACGCGCCGACACCGUACAGCUUCGUGUACAGCGUGAACGACCCGACCACUUACGACGUCAAGAGCCAAGCAGAGUCCAGCGACGGCAACGGUAACGUAAAAGGCUUCUACAGCCUUUUGGAAGCCGACGGUUCCACGCGCACCGUCGAGUACACCGCCGACGACUACAGCGGGUUCAAUGCCGUCGUCAAGAAGGAAGGUGGUUACGCUUCCGCCGCUUACAAACCUGCAGCAGCAGCCCCAUACAAGCCGUACUGA
Macrosiphum euphorbiae (potato aphid) is the source of this 465-nucleotide messenger RNA. NCBI's taxonomy places the organism in Eukaryota, Metazoa, Arthropoda, Insecta, Hemiptera, Aphididae. The record is from the annotation of a GenBank genome assembly.